Drosophila guanche is the source of this 484-nucleotide messenger RNA. Its product is annotated as lipopolysaccharide-induced tumor necrosis factor-alpha factor homolog. NCBI's taxonomy places the organism in Eukaryota, Metazoa, Arthropoda, Insecta, Diptera, Drosophilidae. The record is from RefSeq and is a predicted model, not a curated record. Gene Ontology annotation, molecular function: zinc ion binding. Bases 126 to 359 code for a protein of 77 amino acids. The transcript is spliced from 3 exons.
GGCAAUUUUCCCAAUUGCCAAUUUCAAAUCAUUUCCAUUUUGGCGGCUACCAGUUUCGGGUUAUUUCUACUCCUAAAAGUCUACACUUGAGUGUUUGGAUAAAGAAGAUAUCCACAGCCAGCAACAUGUCCUCACCCGUCGGCCCGGAGCCCAGCAGCCUGAUCUGCCCCAGCUGCCAGCAGAACGUGACCACACGCACCGAGCCAAAGGCCUCGACCAAGACGCAUCUGAUAGCGCUGAUCAUGUGUCUGACCUGUCUCUUUCCCUGCGCCUGCUGCCUGUACUGCACUGAGUGUGCUCGCAACACGGCACACUACUGCCCCUCCUGCAACGCCUACAUUGGAUCCUACGAACGUUGAGCACUCCGCCGCUCCUCUUGCUACAGCUUUAAAGUAUGUUUCCGCAACAUUUGUUGCGUGAUGUCUAUCUAAAUAUUUCAGUGCAAGUUUGAGCAUAUUUUUGGCACACAGCACUGCAAUCACCA